Messenger RNA from Patiria miniata (bat star), 1908 nucleotides. RefSeq names its product solute carrier family 15 member 4-like. The transcript is spliced from 8 exons. Gene Ontology annotation, cellular component: membrane. The record is from RefSeq and is a predicted model, not a curated record. Gene Ontology annotation, biological process: transmembrane transport. NCBI's taxonomy places the organism in Eukaryota, Metazoa, Echinodermata, Asteroidea, Valvatida, Asterinidae. The coding region runs from base 33 to 1790 and encodes 585 amino acids. Gene Ontology annotation, molecular function: transmembrane transporter activity.
CUUGACUGAGUUUUUUUUCUGGCUGCACCAAAAUGUCGAACGCUUACGAUGAAAUUGACGAGAGUUUGAAAACUCCAGUGAAGAAUGGCAGCAUACCGGACGAGAUGACAUCAAGGGCAGAGACAGAUUCCCCAGCCCAAGGGAGAAAGUUGUUCGGCAUCCAGCGCGACCGUCUCGGCGUGGUGCUGUGUAUAUUGGUCUGUGAGUUGUGCGAGCGGAUGACCUACUACAGCAUUGCUGGAAACCUGGUGCUCUACUGCACCAACGAGCUGAAAUUCACGAGUGCCGACGCGACCACCGUUACCUUCAUCUUCACAGGAACGUCUUAUUUUGUGCCGGUCAUCGGUGGGUGGAUUGCUGACACCGUGUCGGGAAAAUACAAUGCUAUCCUCGGAGCUGCCCUCAUUUAUUGCAUAGGCACGACCAUGUUGCCCAUCAUCUCCAUAGAUUUUACCCAUUAUGGCCCCCACCUAGGGCUGACCGUGGGCCAACAGCGAGGCUUCUUCAUGUUCAGUCUAGCCGUCAUUGCCAUCGGUACAGGCGGCAUCAAAUCCAACGUGGGCCCGUUCGGAGCUCAACAGUUGGAUGAUCUUGGAGAGGGUCCAGUCAAAUCUUUCUUCAAUUGGUUCUACUGGUUCAUCAACGUGGGUUCUGCCAUCGCCUUCUCUGCUGUGGUCUAUGUACAGCAGCAGAUCGGAUUCGAUGUGGGAUAUGCUAUCCCAGCAGUCUCCAUCGUCGUGGCGAUCUCCAUGCUUAUGAUUGGCAAAAGGUGGUAUCGUAUGAAACCGCCCCAAGGGAGCGUGUUCACAACUGUCGCUAAAAUCAUCUGGGAGGCUCUGUCACGAAUCAGGCAGCCCAACGCCAGGAAAUGUGAGAUGACAACCUGGCUGGAUCGCGCCAAGCAGAGCUUUGGUGGUCACUUCCCAGACUUCAAAGUGGACGAAGUCAGGUCCUUGGGAAGAAUUAUACCAGUUUUUAUCGUCAUCGUCUUCUACUGGACUGUCUACAACCAGAUGUCAACCACCUAUUUGCUGCAAGGGGAGCGUAUGCGUCUGGUCUACGGCGAUUUCACCAUACCCGUGGCUGCGCUAAGCCUCUUCAAUGCCGCAAUCAUUCUUGUGAUGAUUCCGUUUGUUGACCGUCUGCUCUACCCAUUCAUGGAAAGAAUUGGAUAUCCUCUCUCAAAACUGAAGCGAAUAGGUAUCGGCAUGGUACUAGCUGUCUUUUCCAUGAUCUUGGCAGCUGGAGUUGAAUUUGGCCGGAAAGCAAACAUCAACGAGUAUGGCUACUUCCCGCAGGUAGUUGCUGGCCAGACCUUCAAUGCCUCGGACUUGUCCGUCUUUGCACAGGUUCCUCAAUACGCUUUUAUUGGAGCCAGUGAGAUUUUCACAAGUAUUACAGGCCUAGAGUUUGCGUACUCUCAGUCUCCCAAAUCAAUGCAAGGAGUGGUCAUGGGGCUAUUCCUGGUAACAACAGGCCUUGGUAGCUACAUUGGUUCUCUGCUGGUCAUUGUCGUCAAUGCAAUUACCUCAAGUAGUGGGGAGUGGAUUCCAGAUGAAGUCAACUACGGUCACCUUGAGUUCUUCUUCCUCGUCUUGGCUGUGAUCAUGGCCAUUGACUUCGGCUGUUUCUUGUUCAUCGCGAGGGGCUACAUCUAUGUCAAGGAUGCCGAGAUACAGCAUGACGACCAGCACAGCGACCAACCUCCGGACCCUGGGGAUAAUGGAGAACCAAUGUCCAGCAGGGGAAAAAAGCGGGGCAGUCAGGAUGAAAACACGCCCUUUUUUUAGUGAUUCUGGAAUGACAGUCUUCCUGUUUCUAUCAUCUCCUUCUGCCUGGGCGAGUGAAAAAAAAAGUGACCCGGAUGAAAGGUUUUUUUCUUAAACUACAAUCACAUUUGAUACACCA